UUACGGAUACACUUUUGUCCUUCACUCAAAUGUCACCCCUGCAGUGUUGUCAGUGUAGGUUAGUUAUGAAAAACUUGAGGUUAUGAAGCUUAUGACAACCUAAGCCCCUCGAUAGAGACCCUCGCCAAAAAUCGACAGAUAGUUAGGAACACGGGAUACUAACAGCAACCAGUGAGUUUUAAUGUUUCCACUUUCACGGCCGCGUUAAACAGACUGCCUGAGUCAGCUAAGUGUAUUCACACAGAAUGGCUUCAUCCCAUGACCGCAGCCGGAAAGACGACGAGGAUGACCCUGUUGAGCAGAUGAUUUCCCGGACUGGCUGUGCUGAACUGCACUAUGCUGUCCAGGAGUGCAUGGCCGAACACCAGGACUGGCGAGCAUGUCAGAGCCAAGUCCGGACUUUCAAAGAGUGCAUGAUGAGCUUCCAAAAUGCUCGAAAAGAACAGCUGAGGAAGCAGCAGCCGACCUCCACUGAGUCUGCGGCUAGCUGAACACAAUGUUUCGCACACGAAGUGCUGCGUUUGGAACCUGGCUGACGUCAUUAAAGUGCAAAGACUGAACCUAAUUUAAUUUUUAAUGAUGAAAAUAAAGCACUAGCAGCAGCAUAAAAAUCUGAUUUACACUCUGAUUUAGAGCCUGACUGAUAUCUGUAAUUUAGCAGCCAAUAUGAAAAACAUAUUACUGGGUUUUACUCAGCUUUUAUGUAAGUAAGGAAAUGCCAGAAAAAUUAUAGGUCCUUCAGCAAAAUCAAAAAUUUACUAUGUAAUUUGUCAAUCAAAGUGCAUUUAGAAGUUAAAUAUUCACAUAAAAUGCUCCAUUUUUGGUCAGUAAGUAUUUUUUUUUUUAAAUAAAAUUGAAGAGAUCA
Messenger RNA from Archocentrus centrarchus (flier cichlid), 865 nucleotides. RefSeq names its product cytochrome c oxidase assembly factor 4 homolog (gene coa4). The transcript is spliced from 2 exons. Gene Ontology annotation, cellular component: mitochondrial intermembrane space. Lineage: Eukaryota; Metazoa; Chordata; Actinopteri; Cichliformes; Cichlidae. The record is from RefSeq and is a predicted model, not a curated record. Gene Ontology annotation, biological process: mitochondrial respiratory chain complex IV assembly. The coding region runs from base 246 to 491 and encodes 81 amino acids.